Molecule: messenger RNA, 6664 nt
Organism: Lucilia sericata (common green bottle fly)
Lineage: Eukaryota; Metazoa; Arthropoda; Insecta; Diptera; Calliphoridae
Gene: Cul5
Product: cullin-5
Biological process (GO): protein ubiquitination; SCF-dependent proteasomal ubiquitin-dependent protein catabolic process
Cellular component (GO): Cul5-RING ubiquitin ligase complex; SCF ubiquitin ligase complex
Molecular function (GO): ubiquitin protein ligase binding
Source: RefSeq, a predicted model, not a curated record
GAGAAGAAAAAAUAGCGGCGAAAAGUAGAAUUUUUGCAUAUUCGCAAAAAAAGAAAAAAAUUCUUUUUCUUUAUAAUUUUUUGCAAACUUUUUAGAAUUUUAACAAAAUUUUUAUUGUUGUAAAAUAAAUAUAAACAAAAAGAGCAACAAACUUUAAACAAAAAGAACUUAGAAAAACAAGUAUUUGUGCAAGAAAAAGGCUAAAAAUUAAAUGUCAUCUUUAGCGAAAAAAACAUAAAAAUUUUGCAAAGUUUAAAUUUAAUUAAAAAAACAAACCAUUCGACACAACAAGUAAAUAAAUGAAUAAUAAUUAAUAAAAAGUGUAAAAUAAAAUUAUACUUGAGAAAAAAUGCUAAAGGGUAAAGGACAACGAUCCUUUGAGGAAGUAUGGCCGGAUAUGCGUAUUAUUGUUCUGAAAUUGCUGAAGCAGGAAACAGUAUCACAAGUUGAGUGGCAGGAUUUAUUUUAUGGCGUCCAUUUGGUGUGUUUGUGGGAUGAAAAGGGAGCUGCCAAAAUCUACGAUUGUCUGCGCAAUGAUGUGGUGGAGUUUAUAGCCCAUGCCCAGCGCAAAGUGCAGUCACAACGCGGAGAACAUGCUUUGCUUACGACCUACAUAAUAGAAUGGCGCAAGUUUUUUACACAAUCCAGUUACCUGCCUUUGCCUUUUCGCCAAUUGGAGCAUUGGUUUCAAUUGAAACAACCCUCCUCCAGCUGUUCAUCAACUUCCGCCUCAAGUUCCUCGGCAGCAGCUGCCUCGACAUCCUCGGCUGCCGCUGGCACCUCAUCGUCGUCUUCAGCUAAUAACAAUAAUAAUAACAACAACAAUAACAAAAAGAAUCCCACCGAAGACAGUAUUGUUCGGAAACUAAUGUUGGAUUCUUGGAAUGAGCACAUUUUCAAAGACAUCAAAGAUCGUCUACAAGAAUCGGCUAUGAAAAUUGUACACGCCGAGCGCAACGGUGAUGCCUACGAUGCCCAGCUGGUGAUUGGUGUUAGGGAAAGCUAUGUUAAUCUCUGUUCGAAUCCCGAAGAUAAACUACAAAUAUAUAGAGAAAAUUUUGAGGCAGCUUAUUUAAAAGCCACUACUUCAUUUUAUCGCCUUAAGGCUACAGAACAGCAACAAGCGAAUGGCGUCUUGGCCUUUAUGAAAUAUGCCGAUUCCAAAUUAAAAGAGGAAGAAUCAAGGGCUAAACGUUAUUUGGAACCCAGCAGCUAUGCCAUAUUGGCACAAACUUGUGUUAAGGUUUUGGUGGGCGAUCACAUGAACACCAUUAUAGCCGAAUGUGCACCGCUCAUUAAAGAAUACGAAACAGAUCGUUUGAAUCUAAUGUUUCGUCUUUUGGAUCGUGUACCCAAUGGGGUGGAUACUAUGUUACGUGAUUUGGAAAAUCAUAUUGUUUCAGCUGGCCUAGCCGAUAUGUUGUCCGCCUCUGAAAUCAUCACUCAAGACUCGGAAAAAUAUGUAGAACGUCUACUCGAACUAUUUACCAAGUUUAGUACUCUGGUUAAGAAUGCAUUCAACGAUGAUCCUCGUUUCCUAACGGCUCGCGAUAAGGCAUUUAAAACGGUUGUUAAUGAUACUAGUGUUUUCAAAUUGGAAUUGCCAACGGGUAUACAGAAUCGUGGUGUUAAAUAUACAGCUCCUGAGAGUAAAUGUCCUGAACUAUUGGCCAAUUAUUGUGACAUGUUGUUGCGUCGUACACCGUUGAGUAAACGCUUGACUAGCGAACAAAUCGAUGCACGUUUAAGGGAUGUCCUGUUGGUGCUAAAAUAUGUUAAUAACAAGGAUGUAUUUAUGCGUUAUCAUAAAGUUCAUUUAACGAGAAGACUAAUAUUGGGUACUAGUGCUGACAGCGAAAAGGAAGAAGAUAUCGUUGAAUGGCUACGUGAAGUUGGCAUGCCCGCCGAUUCUGUCAAUCGUUUAGCUCGCAUGUUCCAAGACAUAAAAGUCAGUGAAGAUUUAAAUACUCAAUUUCGCAAUUCGACUGGACGUCACGAUGCCAUUAAUAUUAAAAUUCUAAAUGCCGGUGCAUGGGCGCGCUGUUCGGAACGUGUUUCGGUUAGUUUGCCUCUGGAACUGGAAGACUAUAUACCCGAUGUGGAAGAAUUCUAUAAGAAAAAACAUUCCGGCCGUAAACUUCAGUGGUAUCAUCACAUGAGUAAUGGCACAAUAACAUUUGUUAAUAAUUUUGGUCGCUAUGAUCUCGAUGUCACAACAUUUCAAAUGGCAGUACUAUUCGCUUGGAAUCAAAGGCCUCAAGAUAAAAUAUCAUAUGAAAAUUUACGUUUAGCAACUGAAUUGCCAGAUCCCGAAUUAAGACGUACUUUGUGGUCUUUGGUACAAUUUCCUAAAUUGAAAAAACAAAUUCUAUUAAUGGAGCCCAAUUGUCCAACACCAAAAGAUUUUGCUGAGAAUACAUUAUUUUAUGUAAAUCAAGAAUUUGCAGUGGUUAAAAAUAAUAAAUCACAACGCAGAGGAAAGCUUAAUCUAAUUGGUCGCUUACAAUUAAGUACUGAACGUUCAAUACAAGAAGACAAUCAAUCUAUAGUUCAGUUGCGUAUACUGCGUGUCCAAGAGGCCAUUAUAAAAAUAAUGAAAAUGCGUAAACGUAUGAAUAAUGCAACAUUACAGGCCGAAUUAAUUGAUAUUUUGAAAAACAUGUUUUUACCGUCGAAAAAAAUGAUUAAAGAACAAUUAGAGUGGCUGAUCGAACAUAAGUAUAUGCGUCGUGAUGAUGACGAUAUCAAUACUUUUAUAUACAUGGCUUAAGUAUAAUUUAUUCUAAAAUUUCUUACUACGUUUAUUUUUUACAUAUUUAUAUACAUAUUGCAUACAUCUACAUAAUGAGAGAGAAUCUUAAUUAAGAAUGCUCGGGUUAUUACUUUUAACUUUUCUUUUAAUUUAACAUUAGGUUUACAGUUUACUUUUUAAUUUACUUUAAACACUUACACUCAAAUGAGAAAAACAAAUAUCAUUAGAAGAACAGCAAUAGCAGCAACAUAAAUUACAGGGAAGGAAUAUUAAAAACAAAAACAAGAGUAUAAAAUUCAAAACAAAAAUUUAAACUAAUUAAAUAAUGAAUAACUUUAUAUAGUAUAAUAAUAACAUAAAUGUAUAAAAGGGAAGGUUUUUAGUCUUGUUUCAAAAAAAAAAGAAAAUCAUCUUAAAAAGUGAAAAUAACAUUAAACAUCAAGACUAAAAUAAAAGUUGUGAAUAAAUAUAAUUAUUCCAUAAACAUUAAUUUAAUUACAAAUUUUAAAUUGAACAUUUAUUUACUACUUCCAUACAAUACCACCACAAGAUUUUAUACUAUAAUUUAAUAUCCUUCCUGCUUAAAUACAACUCGUUAUUAUCCUCCCUUUAACUCGCAAAAAAAAAACACACAAAACGAUUCUAAAGUUAUUAUUGUAUUUCUAUUUACCCACUCCACAAAUAAUCAGUUCAUAAUUUAAGUAUCGUUAGUAUAUAGUUAUCAGAUUUUGCCCAUUAUUUUUUUUAUUAUAAAACUACUUAUUAGGUUUAUAUUUUCUAUAAAAUAAUUUGUUUUAUUUUUAAUAUUGUAUGUUGUUUUUUUCUUCAAUUAGUUUUUUUUUCUAUUUCUUAAGAACAUAUUCCUAUUUUUUUUUUAUUUUUUAUAAAUUUUAAGUGUUUGUGUAUUUAAAUUGUAAAUUAUAUAUAUUUUUUUAAUAUCUUCCUUCUUUUAACUUUAACUUUUUUUAUUCUACUUCUGCUCCAACUAUGGUUGCUUAUUUUUUAAUUUCGAGAAAAAAUUCACAAUUUAAUUGUAAUUUUUUUGUUUUAUUUUAAAAAUUGUAUACAUCUUAAUUUUUAUAAUUUAUAUUGCUCCAUUAAAAAAAAAAACUUUUUAAACAAACAAAAUUUUAGUUUAUUUUUCAUUUUAUUCUUAAACUUUUUACCAAGUUUUAAUGCAAAAAUCAAGGAAUGAAAUCUACUGAAAAGUUUUAUGACCUUUUUAUCACAAAUUUUAUUUAGUGAUAAUAUUGUUUAAAAUGUAACAGACAUGGAAAUCUAUGUGUCUAACGCCGAUGUUGUUGUUGUAGUAUCGACACCUGAAAUUACACGUAUAUAUAGUUAAAAUUAUUCGCUACUCUUCUUCUUCCCUCAGGUUAUCCAAGUCAGUUUGAUCUAAACCCAGUAGACUAGCCAAAUCUAUCGGCUGAGUCCAUAGGGAUUCAGGUUCCAGAAAGUUUAAAAGAUGUUGAACAUUGUGUGGCCCUGUGCCACACUCAGGACAGAGAUCUUGAAUCGUGUCGUUUAUUCUUGAACAGUAGGGUUGUGCCAAUAUAUUACGAUGCGGUUUCGUUGCUCGUAUACAACGGGUGGUUGAUGACCUCUCACUAUAAUACUAUUGCGGUGGGAAUUGAUGGAGUCUUCCAACGCUUUUUGGUGGAUAGUAUUUAAAGCUGUUGUGUAUGAGCUUUCAUCAUCUAUGUUAUUCUGGUGUUCUUGGAUGUUGCUCUCAUACAGACGAAUAUGUUUCCUGAAAUGCCUCUAAAUGGUUCUAACUUCGGCGAAAAGACUCCACCUUGGGGUACUCUCUGUUAAAUUCUACGAAUAUUGGAUCUCUUGUUCCUAAACUCUACGAAUAACUGUCGUCCGCACAUGCAGUUCACUAGCCAUCUCUUAGUGUUGUCCGAGAGAUUAGAUGUAAAAAUAUAUCUGAAGGGUAUGGCGUGAUUGACCGUUCGUUUACAUGGUCGGGCUUGAUUAAGUAAAUGGCAAAAUUUGUGUUGUGAUGGCGGUUAAAGCUGUCGUUGUGCUGUGCUUUAGACGGAAUCCAUGUUGAUGAUCUGCCGGAUGUAGAUGAUGUUGCAAUUCCGGGAGGAUUAGUGCCUCAAGUGUCUUGGCUAUUGGUGACAGGAGGGAGAUAGGCCUUUAAGAUUCUCCCUGGCUUCUGCAAGGGAACAACCCUACUCAAUUCCCAGACCUCGGGUAUUAUUAGGGUUGACAUUGACAAAUUGAGGAUUUUUGUAAGGAACUCAACUCUCGGUUCAUCCUAAUUUUUCAGCAUCAACAUGAUGAUGACCUUCUUCUUCGCUCGUUUUAAAAACAUAUGGUCUGUCUGGACCUUUCUUACGAUGCUUAUUCGCCUUGUCUCUGUCGGGGUUCGACAUAGAAUCAAGUGCUGUAGUUAAAUUUUUAGCUCCUUUAAAUUCUAAACAUGCCAUGACAAUUGUAGUCUCAGUUCGAUCCCCAGCCAUCUCUACUCAAAAUCAAUUUGUGAAAAUAAUUAAAUUUCUAUAAAAACUUUAAUUAAUUCGCCUACUCUCAACACCAGAGGCGCUGCAACCCUGCACUCUCAGAACAAUCAUAACCGUGCUGAUUACUGAGCGGUGCUAUAAUUACUGACGAAGGUAACCAUAAUAGUAUUACAUAAUCCAGCGAACGUACGGUCCUUGCGGCGCUCGACCCGUCACACUCUUCACAUUUACAUCUCUAUGUCAACUAAUCUCUCCGACAACUAGCGACUAGUUUCAUUUGUGGUUGUUUAGAAACCAGAAGUCAAAAAUUUAUAACCUCUGCGGUUUUAUAAACAUUUACCUUGGUGAUCAUUCCAGCUUUUUCAAUAAGAGGAAUUUAAACAUCUCAAUCACGAAAUCGUCAGUAAAUCUUUUGAGUAGCUGGACAAAAAAUAAUGGCUAGAACUGGAUAUGACAUUAGAUAGUAAAUAUUGAUGAGAAUGUAAGUAGGUCGUUACUAAAAAAUACGCUUAAACAUAAAUAGAACGAGGUCGGCAGACAGUCAAUAUAGUAAGACCAUGAUUAUAAGUACUGAAGUGCAGUAAUAUGUUAAGCAACUAUGCCGAAGAUAUCAUUUGCAGAGAGUCACUAGGUAUUUGACCGAAUAAUCUAAAUAUUCAUUCAUAAAUACACUUUAAUGAUCCACCCUAUAAACUAAAUAUAUCCACAAAUUUUCCAUUGAAAAUCCUUCCAAUUGCUUAAAGGCAACCAUACAAACUUUUCAGUGCUAUUCUGCAUUUCAUAAAUUCGAUUGUCAGUUUUGAGUUCUUUUUCAGUUUGAGAUCUUUUUCAGGGAAAUAGGUGAAUGUUGCUACAUUAAGAAACACCCAUUUGGGCAGAUAAGAUCCUUGUCGAAACUGAAGGAUCAAGCAGUAUGACAGCAGCACCAGUUCUAGAUAUCGAUUAAAUUUCCGCAUUUACAUACGCAACGAUCGAAAAAAGUUAUUCAAACACAAAAUGAAAUCGUAAGAAAAAGAAGAUGCAAUUUCAUUCCAAUACUUUACGAUUCAGAAUACAUGAAUUACGAUCUUAGCCAUGGAGCAUCGAAUCGAAAUCGAGUCUGAACUCUAGUCUAUAAUUUGGACUAUAGUAUGAGUAAUUGUCUAUGGUGUAGCCUGGAUUAUAGUGUAAUCUAAAUCUGAACUCUAGCCUAUAAACUGGACUAAGUAUAGUCCAGCUUUCUUUUUAUUGCAAAAAAAAAAAUCCAAUUAAAAUUUCUAAAACUUUCGCAGUGUAAUAAGAUCUUAUUCAAAACAUUUAUAGAAUUUUUCGUUGACAUAUUAUCUUUGAAAACUGACUAUAAGAUAUACUACAUACAUACUUUAUUUUUAAUUAUUUAUGUUUCAAUUUAUUUUUGUUUAAACUUAAUAGCCUUUAAAACUUUUAUUUAAAUACCAACUGU